Phymastichus coffea is the source of this 14436-nucleotide messenger RNA. RefSeq names its product protein abrupt-like. NCBI's taxonomy places the organism in Eukaryota, Metazoa, Arthropoda, Insecta, Hymenoptera, Eulophidae. The coding region runs from base 446 to 1879 and encodes 477 amino acids. Gene Ontology annotation, molecular function: protein binding; DNA binding. The record is from RefSeq and is a predicted model, not a curated record. Gene Ontology annotation, cellular component: nucleus. The transcript is spliced from 6 exons. Gene Ontology annotation, biological process: regulation of transcription by RNA polymerase II.
UUUUACAUUUUUACAGUAAAAUGAGGGAAACAAGUUUAGUUUAGCCCCGGAACGGUGCAGGUUACGGUCGAGUAUCAAAGCACGAGUGGGUGGGCGAACCCAUGCGCGAACCCAGGCGUCGAUAAGCGAAAAAGAGAGAGAGAGAGGCACAGGCGGUCGCAGCGGAAACCAGGCAGGCAUCGAGCGAGGGACACACAGACGGACGCGAGACGAACAACAGCAGCGGCGGCGGCGGCAGUGGCGGCGGCAGCAGCAGCAGCAGCAGCAGCAGCAGCAGCGGCAGCGGCAGCAGCAGCAGCAGCAGCAGUAACAGCAGUAGCGAGUGGAACGCGAGUUAGCGAGGAGGUAGUCAGGCCAGGCAGCCAUCGCAGGCGUGUGGCGAGCGAGUGAGAGGUGUGGAGAGUAGUAACAGCAGCAGCAAGCAAAGUGGCGAAGCUCGCGCGAAAUGACGGAUAGCAGUCAGCAACAGCAGCAGCAACAACAGCAGCAAUUCUGUUUGAGAUGGAACAAUUUCCAGGCGAACAUCACCUCGCAAUUCGAGGCGCUGCGCGACGACGAGGACUUCGUCGACGUCACCUUCGCCUGCGACGGCAGGCGGCUACAGGCACACAAGGUUGUGCUUUCUGCAUGCAGCCCCUACUUCAAGGAGCUCUUCAAGACAAAUCCUUGCAAACAUCCAAUAAUUUUCAUGAGAGAUGUGGAAUUUGAACAUCUGCAAUCUCUUUUGGAGUUUAUGUAUGCUGGAGAAGUUAAUAUAUCACAGGCAGAGCUGCCAACAUUUUUGCGAACUGCAGAGUCUCUUCAAAUUCGUGGCCUCACUGACUCCCAAAGCAAUCAGCACAACAACGAAAAGUAUUCAAAACUGAACAACAUCAAUGCUUCAAAUGGGCGUGGACUCGUUUCGCCAAAUUUCGACGAUGAACGCAGUAAAACGCCACCAUCGUCAAGUCCUCCACCUCUCAAAAGGCUGUGUAAAUCAAGUGAUUCACCUCGGAACUCUAGUCCAGCACCGGCUGCACCAUCAUGUGCCACUACUACACCUCGCUCUCGACCACUCAUCGAACCUCAAGUCCAACUCGAUUGUUACAAGGACAUGGACAUUGUUGAGCCAAAAGUUGAACUACCAGAAUACGGGAGUGAUGACGAAUCCAAACAAGAUCUUAAUGCAUUACCGGGAGGUUUUCUUAGUUUGGAUGGUGGAAUGGAGGUUUUACCCUCCUAUCCACCAACAUAUUCUGGUAGUGGAAUAGAAGGAGGAAUGCCUGGGCCGUCGCAUGGAAACACGGAGUUAAAUCAGGAGCAGCAGGCUGACCUGCGCAAACUGCACUCGCUGGACCCGCGCCCCUGUCCUGUGUGCAACCGCAUGUACAGUAACUUGUCGAACCUGCGGCAGCACAUACGCCUCAUCCACAACCCCCAGAGUGUCACAUGCCCUCUAUGUAGCAAGCCGUUCAAGACCAAGCUCUACCUCAAGCGACACCUUGUCAGCUUCCACGACUUGAGCGUCGCUGAGCGUCAGCGUCAGGAGGAAAUCUACCAUCAUCAUCAGCCGUCAUCGGUAGCAGCAGCAGUAGCAGCAACAACAGCAGCGGCGACAUCCAAUAGCAGUAGCAGCCUGAAGAACUCGUCUUCGUCCUCGUCGGCGAGCGUCGUCGCCGCAAAUAAUAACAACACCACCGCGAGCAGCACUGCCAUGACGACGACGACGACAGCGGCUAGCUCGCCGUCGUCGUCGUCCGAGGGUAAACUUGAGGACGUGACAAUGUCGUCGCCUAAAAGCGACCUCAACGCUAGCGCUGCUGGCCAGGGAUUCGAGUUGGACUCAAAAACGACUAGCUUCGCAGGGGGCAUGAUACAGUUCAACGCGACUUUUCACUAAUAGACAGCCUCCCGUUUUGCGUUUCUUUUUAUUAUUCGCGUCAUCAUCAUCAUCUUCUGAUUCUUACUACUAUUCGACGUGUCGCUAGACAAUCCACGUCAACAACACACACCGGCCAAGUACGUUUCUCCAGAUAACAAAGCACACACUUAUCGACUUAGGCCAGUGUAAGUUCGUUAUGACACUUGUAUAAAAGCAACAAAGAAGUCGGCGCGACGCUUGUGCGCAGAGCCGGCAUCUCACAAACCGCCAAAGAAAUCUGUGAUUUUUCCUCAGAGAGUGUUUCUGUCGACACAGGCCUCACACGGAAAAGCAAUACACAUCUAUAAUACAUAGUUGAAUAAUGGAUAAGUAAUCAUAAACAAUAGCAAAGUGCAAUCGGAUAUUAACGAUACCCGUAUUAACAGUUUUAAACAUUAAACAAAUGCGAACUUACACUGCGUUCCCUCAACUGAGCAACAGAGUACCUGAUAUUACGUUUUUAUAAUUGACCAUAUUGUGCAUAAACAGAGAUAAUAUGAUUGGCUAUAGUUGUUGAAUGCAAACAUAACAUUAACUUAAUAAUAAUAAUGAUAUAAUAAUAAUAAUAAUAUAAAUAAUAGUAACAAUUUGUGUUUGAAUCUCUGAAACGUACUUGGCCGUUAUACGUCGAUCGCUCGUGCUAGCGCGCGCACGGAUCUCUGUUAGGUGAUUUACUAGUUUUUUAGCGUUCGUUUAUUGUUUCGCUCAAUUGCCCAGUAUCUUCUUUGUGAUAUCUAUGUUUAUAUUGUAAUUUAUAUGUCGUUGAUAUAGGCUGUUUAGUUACAUUAUACAAUAACGUUAGGUUUUUUUUUAAAGCAAAUUAUUAAGCUUCGUUUUUCGUUUUUACAAUGGAAGCAGAAAAAUAUUCGUGUAGAGGUAUUGCGACUCGAAGUAGAAAACGUACGAUAAACGCCUCGUGCGCAGGACUAUGCGAUAGUCUAUGCUCGAGCAAAGUUUUUUAGGCAAGUAUAUUAAUGAAAAAAAAAAAAAAUCACAAGGCUGAUUCUAUUUAAGGCACACAGAACAAAAGACAAGUGAAAAAAAAUGAGCGCAAUCGAGUGUCGGAUAUGUACAACUAUGUAUCUUAAUCCUUCACACCUCCGAUAUGAGAGUAAUAUGAUUUUUAAUUCCAACCAGUGGAGGCGAGCAUUUUUUAGUCGCAGGAUGAACGACGACGUACGCGUACUAGUGAUGUACAUAGGAUAAGUAAGCGACGAUGAUUGAAGCAAAAGAGAGAGUCUAGUUUUUGCUUGUGUACUGAGAGUAGCAGAUCGUCCCGUGCCUGUUCGCCGCAUGUUGCGUCGUUUUUUUUAUCAAUUUGGGAGAGGGGCUAAACCAACAUUCGAGAGCGGCGAACGACGAUGCGUAUUAAAGUAUAAAAUAUGUGAGGCGCGCGCGCACGAUGAUAAAGAAGAGAAAAACUAGAAAGUUUUUGCAAGAAUGCAGGGAAAUGGCGAAAAAGUAAGCAAACAAAAAAAAAUAACGACGGUGGAUCGGCCACCCCACCUCGUACCGUUUUGAACAUAACUUUCUCGAUAAUAGCCCGGAAUGGAAAUAAUAGUAAACACAAGACUUGUUGUUUUAUUUGAUGCUAUACAGUGUUACACAGACUACAGAUAUUUACAACAAUAUUAUAUUCUUACAGAGAAUUAUAUUUACUUUUAAUAAUUAUUGCAGAUAAUCGCGAUGUGCAAUUGCAACAAUUGAAAAUAAUAGGCUCGUAAAAACAAUAUAUUUUUCACAAUAAUAGAGGAAGGAAGGAUGCUUAAAAAUAAAAAAAAAGGAAAUGAAGAAGGGAGAAAUGCGCGCAGCACCAUUGUAUACAGCCAAUUGAUAAUGCAAACUUAGCAAGAGUGAUAAUGUUUAUUGAUUGAAAACAGUUAUUGCCGAAGGAAAAACAAAACAAAAACAAACCGUGAUUGCAAAUGCUCACACAUACACAGAGAUGUGCAGCUAAAUUUAUUAAGAUGAAUGAUGAAAGCAUUAAACAAAUAAUAAGAAAAAAACGAUAUUAUAAAUAAAUAAGAAUGGCGAGAUUUCGCGGCAACUGCGAUAAUGGUGAUUGGUUAAAUCCGACAGCGUAGGUCCAUGCCGACUCAAAAGGCCAGAUUAACAAUAAAACCUCAAGACCGAUUAGUUCCUAAUACAGAGUUGACGUGUGGCUUUUUCUUCUCUCUCAUUCUUUAUCUGUCUAAAAUGAAAAAUGCGCCGGCGGAAUUGAGCCUUCUCAUAUUUUUUAUUGUCCACUAUAUACUGGAAUUCGUUGCAAUAUAUAUAUUUAUAUACAAUAGCCACCGACUUCAUGUAACGCGAUGACCUGUUCGAAUUUAGAUUUACGCAAGCUUUCUUGUUAUCAAUUUCUAUACGAACUGUUAUUUAUUGAUUUUUUCUAUUUUUUCAACGACAGAUGAUGGUGCUCUUAACUCUCAUUCGUAGCGUGAUCUCUGCCCUAAAUCUACAGCAUUUAUCCGGGUUUUUGAGGUUUAAAAACUGACAAAACCGUAAUACACCCUUAAUUAUAUACGAUGAACUACGAGCCAUAGUUGAUUAUUUAAUCAGUUGAACUGAAUACACAAAUUGAUAAUUGUUUUAUUGAUGGGUCAAGGUAACGCUACGACAUAAAUCCCACAUAAACCGGUACAAUUCAGUUUGAGACUGAAACGCAAGCUUUUGAAAUAACAACGAUUAAUUUUACGAUAUUACAAAGUUAUAAUAUUCGAACAGUGGUUACCUAUUACGAUAAUUAUUAUGCAGUAGAGAGACUUGUUAUCACAAAUGACUAAGAUUUUUGCGCUAGCGUUAGCUCGCACACUUGUUUAUUUACAGAGAUAUAAAUGCAAUAGAUCAUGUUUUAUUUUGGGAAUCAAGCAAAGAGAUAAUAAUAGGAACUAUAAUUGCAAUAAUAUUACCAAGUUUUAGCUGCGCGAAUGCAAAAAUAAGCAAGCCAGAAUGGUGAUUUUCGUUCACAUACAUAGAGUACAAGAGUAAUAAUCACAUACAUGAAUAGGCAGAAAGUUAAGGUUCGUAUUCCCCGGCGCAUAUACCAUAUAAUCCACAACAUACAAGCGUCUUUCUCAGCUCAUUCGCUCGCAAUAGUGAUUUCAUUGACGACAUAUGUGCCUCGUUAUACCGUCACGUUACGUGACAUCUUAGGUAUAUACAUACACAAUAAUAAUAGGCCGAUACCGAACCAGAAGAUUCUGGAAUCGCGAUUUUUUGCGUUUGAAAUAAAUGCCGCUAAUAUCAAUAUACCAUAUUUGUAAUACAAGGGAAUGGAUAUGCGUAAUGUAAUAUGCGUAUGCAUUCGACGCACGAGUUCGUUUUUCUACACGCGCACAUUGUAACAUAAUUAAACAGGAUAAAAGCUGCGAAGCGUUUAUACACAGGCCGAUAUCGGCAUGGAUCCACUCUCCUCGACAAACCAAACGCGAUGAACAUUAAAAUCUUAAACGCGAAAGCUCGCCAACCGCAAUUUCCAUAGCCAUAGUACCACGCAGUACAACUCAGGAUAUACUCAUUUUUUAUAUUAUAUUUUACAGAUGACAAUAGUUCCGUAUAAAAUGGUUAAAUAAACGAAAGCAGCAAACCGCGUUGAACGCCUUAUUAUAAAAGCCGCAGCGGCACGCUUCAAAUCUCACGAGCCCCGAGUGUCAAACGAAUCCUAGGUAAUCUCUUUCUCUCUUCUAAUCGAAAGGGAUUCGUUUGACCUCGCGACGGAUUUUGCGUGCGCGUGGCCCACUAUAUAUAAUGACGCUUGGCGCGGCCGUUUUUCAUACAAACCGGCUCUUCAUACCUCAACAAAUCAACAAUCAAAUGCAACCGAAAGCAAACAAAAAAAUUAAUUUAAAACGUAACCGCAAAAGCAGCUAUAUACAUAUACAAUUGAAAUAUAUUUAAGUAUAAAAAAAUGAUGAAGAAAAAUAAAAAAUUGAUUUUUGUUUGUAAAGCAAAUGAACAAAAAAAUAAGAAUAAUAGUAAUAAUAAUAAGGCGCGCCCGGUCGACGAUAAAAAAUGGUCGCACGCGCUCUUCGCCGCGCGUUAGACCACCACCUCAUCUCAACAGAUUAUGGUAUCAAAAAGAAAAAAACUAAUACAAAUCGUAAUUUCAAAUCGGAUUUUUUAUCGGUACGGAAAUAUUGUAAUAUUGUAAUAACGAAAACACACGUAAACACACUCACAAGCACACGAACAGGAAACACACAGCCGUGUACAUAUAAUGAGAAUGAAAAAAGUGAAAAGGACGAAGGAGAAAAAAAAUGGAAGUAAACUCUGUGCCCAAACCACAUUGUGAAUGGGAUUAAUUUUUGUAUUUAUAAUGCCUGUUAUUACGUUGAUAAGGGAUAUUUUGUAUACACCAACCGCGUUCCAUUAGUUGCAGAUAGACAACAGCACGCCGUGUGUUUUUCUUUGGGACAUCCGAAACGAGUUUAUAAGAAAAGAACAAAAGGAUCUCAAGCACGCGCGCGCAAUGAAUCGAUAAAACGACGACACAUAACAAUAGAUUAUGCGAUGGAUGCCCAGCGUUUUAACCAGACACACACAGAUAGGAUAGGAUUAUAAAUGUUGCAUAUCAUAAUAAUAUACAUAAUUGUUACGUGAGUUGUGCGAAAAAGCUCGGACACCCUGCAUCUCUGACACGUAGUUUCGCGACUCGAUUUUUCUUUCGUUUUCUCAUGAUAUAUCAUUGCAUUACAGUCUUCCUAUCAACAAACAACUAACUUGUUUUUCAUUCGAUUUUUUGAAAUGUUACUUUUUACUCGUUGAUAUAUACUUGUAUACAGACAACAACUGUGCCAAUAAUAAUCAACUCAUGAACCGACUCACGCAGCCUUCAACGUUGGCGGAGCUCUUCUUACGAAUAGAAGAGUCUGUCGGCGAUAAUUGUACAUAAUAAUGAAAUAGCGCUUAAAUAGAACAACCGAUCGACCAGUGUCUCUCUCUCUACAUUUGAACAUUGUCAAUGCAGCUGAUGACAAUUUUUUCCGUCCUCGCCGGCUCAUGUUGAAGCCGAGCCGCUAUACUAUACGAUUUUCAACGAAACUGCGAGAGACGGUGUCCGAGCAACGGUUUCCCUCUCCCUCCUCAUUCUUACAACCCUCCUUCUCCUUCUCCUCCCUCGCCAUCUCUUUUCUCUUGUUGAAGGGAAUGCCAGCGCGCGUUUAUCGCUUUCACACUAUUACGUGGAUACUUAUAUUUUUUGUAGCGACGACAAAAUGGUUGAGUGGAGUGAUGUUCGAUUGUUGUUUUACCUUUUGGUUAUUUGUAAAAAGAUUAUUAUUUUUUACAACGUAUUUAUUUGUUUUGACGACUGCAAUUAGCGAAAUUGUCCUCUCUCUCUCUCUCUUUCUCUCUCUCUCUCUCUCUCUCUCUCUCUUUUACUCACUCUGUGAUUAGCCAAGAGCUUUAUUAUAGCGAUAGUUUUAUUUAUUUGGUUCUAUUAUAAUUUGUUAUAAGAAAGUUAUAAAAAAAUCAUUUGCGAAAUUAUUUUUAUUAUUUUGUAUGUUAUAUUUAUUUUUGUAUAUCAAUAAAUGUCAGUCCCCUGGCAUGCAAUAUAUCAAUGGUAAACCGUUUUGUUGUGUCUACAAAGGUAAUAAUAAGCUCGCAAGCUGAAUAUGUCAGUGCAGUGUUCGGCAAGCGAAAAUUACUGCAUUAAAAUUCCACAGCUCCAUGCAUCGUUAUAUAUAUAUUUAUAUCUAAACACACACACACACAAUCACACACAUACAUAAUUUUUCGAGUAUAUUUACUCAACGUACAGCACUUGAUUACACUUUGGGAUUGCGUACGUUUAGUAAUGAAUUUCAUCUUUUUGCAUAUCCAUAAAUUUUAAUUUUGUCAUACGUUUUUAUUCAAAACAUAUGUAAAGAGUGAAUAUACGGUAAGCUUCCGACGUAUGUUGUCACAUACGCAAUACGCAUAAAUUAUUUCUGCGAGUGCAUAUUCAGAUUUUCCACGAGGAAUGGCAUUAUUGUUUUCUGAGGUAAUCUGUUUAUUACACGAGCAAUGUGUUUUUAUCAUUAUUAAUUUCCGUCAACAGGAACCUCGAUUAUAAUUUUUUUCUUCGACUAAUUUUUCGCGUAUACGUGCAUUUUCAAUCAUACAGAUGUAUGGAAAGCAUUCAUACACAAUAAUAAUGAAGUAUAGAAACAAUCAAUCACUCAUGCCGUGUUACACUCGAAGGUUACACGUACAGUUAUAUAACGAGAAUGGAAGAAAAAAAGCGAACGCGCGAAUCCUCAUAUACAGGCUGAAUCUUCGCUGGGCAUUAAACCGGUUAACCUAGUUAUUAUAUCCUCCGCAGCAAUCUCAACCGAAUCGACACCUUUUAAGCGUGUCACGCGUAAAUAAAGCAAAGUAAAGCAAAAUACAUACACGUAUUUCACAUACACGCACAAAUACACAAACAAAACAAAAUGGCACACCACAAACAGAAAUGCAAAAGUAAAAACAGGAAUAAUUAUUUUUUCCUUUUAACUGCGAAUUCUAAUACACACAACGUCCCUCUUCCCUACAGCAGAGAGACGCAUCAUGCAUCAAUCUUCUUUCAACUUUUUGUUUGCACUUUUAUCUCUCUCUGUCUGGUCGACGAGAAUCUUCUUGCCGCUAGUACAUCGACGUUGACGAAUUCGCGGUCAGAGAUACAUUUCUCGUCGGUUUUUUGCGGGAAACUUUAUAUUUGAUUAUAUUCUCCUAUCUAUAUACACCUUACUAUUGGUAAUACAUCUAAAUACAGGAUUUUCCAACGCAUUCAAGACCGACGUCGCGAUAUUUAAACUGAAAAUUUUUAAUGCAAAAAAUAAAGAAACGAACAUCCAAAAAAAAAAAAAGAAAACGGCAUAAAGGUAAAAUUUCAUCUCUUCGCAAUCACAGUUUUGGAAGAAAAAAGUAAUAUUAUGGCGCAUCGUAAGAAAAAGAGAUAAUAUUAACCACAUACCCUUUUGCACUUACGUUUCGGACAUGUAACUUUUUGUGGAACGACCAAAGUUCGUUUAUGGUCAGGAACGGAAGAGAAGCAAACCAAAAAAACUAGAAAAGAAGGAAGCAAACAAAAUAAAACUAAAACGGGAAAAGUGUUAUUUGAAAAGUGUAACAUAAUGAAAAAAAAAAGAGUUCGUGUAAGAUAAAAAAAAAUAAAAGAAAUCGUAAAUUUGUAAAAUUUACAUUAUUUAUUUUUUCGUUUCGGCGUGCGUUGUAUAGAGAAAAAAAAUGUUCGUAUUUUGGAAUAACAAACUUUGGAGAAUGAGCGAAAAAAACUUGUAAAUUUUGUAAAAUUCAAAAUGAUCGUUCUGUUUUAAUGAACUUUUUCGAUGAUAGACGUUUAUAAUAACCUUUAGGCGACGUUUUUUCGAAAGGUAAACGAAGGUAACACUUUUCUCCACCCGCGAAUGAGCGACGACUUUUUCGAAGGUAAUAAUGAAACAAAAAAAAAAUAUUCAACACCUGGAGGUAUCCAAAAGAGUAAAAAAAAGAAAUCUUAAGAAAGCAAAAAAAAAUGAGUGGAAUAAAACGAUAAAAAAAAUGACAAAAAUGAAAAGAAAAUGAUCGGUACGUUCGUUUGUGUCCUGUAAAUAUGUAAAUUAACUGAUAAGCAUUUAUAUUUCCAUGCAGUCAGCUGCAAAGGGGUUUCUCUCGUUCCCCUCAUAUAUAUACUUAUAAAAGUAAAGAAAAAAUGAAGCGAGACAAAGCUCCUUCUGGGAUAUCAAUGGCUCUCUCUGUCUCUUUCUAUCGAGUUGUUUCCGUGACUUUACCCGCGUGAUUUAUUUCACGGAGUAGAGAUGAAAAAAUAUGUAGGUUGAGGAAAAAAAUCUUUCCUUUGGACUGAAACGCGCAGGGAGAAAAUAUAUUUUUUUAAGAGUCAAGUUUGUCCUAUUUAAGCGUGUACCCUUUGCAAAAGUUAAGCGAAGAUUUCGGGUAGUAAAAGUUCUCUCUCUUUUCUAGUCACUUUCUUUCUUUUUACGAGGCAAUGAGAUGAAAAUGAAGAGGGUAGUGAUACGUUCCACUACACACACAGGUCUUCAGAAUUUUUUACGAGUCAUAGCUUGCGAGAGAGAAAAGUUUCGGUCAGUGCCGAGUUCUGAAAUUUUAUCUUUCGCAUCGAUGCCAAUGCAAUUGACAAUUUGCGAUAAAAUUUGUAUUAUAAGAUAGCUCGCAAACGCUGUGAUUGUGACCAAAAUUACUUCUAGUCGGAUACUGAAAGAAACGAAGUUAUUUGAUUUUUGAAGAAAUGCCAAAUUUUUCGAACAAUCUCUUCGCGAAGAUAAGCAACUUUCAAGCGAAGUAUCGUGGAGUAAAAAAACGUCGUUAAUCACUUUGUUCGAACGAACGUAAACUUUCUCCAGCCGUGGUAAAAAAUGAAGAAGAUAGCGAAACUUGAGUGUUCAUUUUUUCGUAGAACAAGGGAAACGCGCGGGAGAGAGAGAUAACGAUAACCGAGGAGGAGUUCGUAUUUAGAUGAGCAAAGUUUCGGCUCGCAGCUUUCUUUAGAGGCUUCUUUUGAUGGAUUUCCGCCGUUAUGAAUCCUCAAAUUUUGUUCGGACCAUUAACGAUUGAAAAAAGGAAAGAAACGUUACAGACCUAGGAUUGAAAAUCCUAACGUGUCGGUGCAUUUACAUAGUUUUUCUAGUCAUGUAAAAAGGAAAAAAUUUGAAAAAUGAAGAAAAUGUUUUCGGUCUAUACCAUAUAAUGUGCACCGACGUGCGAAAUUUUGUACAUAGGAAACUUAGCGAUAGGAAACGAAAGAUGCGAGGACAGAACUAAAAAAAAUUACGAUUAGCCUCUUUCAAAAAGACUCUAAAGCUAAAGUUAAAAAGAAAAAAAAAGGAAAAAAAUAAAAAAAUCGUAAUCACGUGUAUUAACGAGUAUUAAAUUAAUUCGCUUCGAAGUAAUUAAACUUAACCACGCUGUAUUCCCCCCUGAAUGAAAGGAAAGCCUAUAUAUUCAUUCGAAUCAUGGCAUACCCAAGGUAAUUUAUGUAAGCUUUAGGUAAAGGACACUAAUCUUAUCACACACGUACAUACACGUAUUAUACACAUCACAUACACUCACACACCAAAAAAAAACACGCCAAUUAAUCACUUAAUCACGUCCACGCAUUUAACAUAUAAUUAUUAUAAUGAAAAAAAUCAUAAGACAAGGUAAAUCGUAAAAGUGUAAACGUUUAAAUUAAAUUAUUGUAAACUCUUUCACGUGCAUUCAUUUAUGCAAUAAGGAAUCGUAAAUAUGUCGAGGAAAAAACAAAGCGUAAUUGAUUCGUAUGAAACCACAUUCACGCAAGCAUAUGAAUUAUUAUUCUUAUGGUCUCAUUAUCAUUAUUACUAACUAUUACUACUAACUAAAAGAAUACUACUACACACGCGACACUUUAUUAAGAAUGUAAUGAACGAAUGGGAUAGACCAGGCGCACGUUUGCAGUAACAUUUUGAAAGGACAUCGUCAUCGCACCUUCAGUGCGCGAGUAAAUUAACGUUGAUGGGAAAGAAACCAAGUACUAUAGUUGUAAAACACUCUUUAGCCAUGUAAGUGCGACUGAUAAUGGUAUUAAUAAUUGGGAGGAAGCGCAAGUUUUAUGCGGAUGCGCGAUGCGUGUAAGAGUGGGUCAUGAAUAAACAAACAAAACGAAAAAAAAUGUUUGAUUAAUGAAUACACGCUCAAGAGAGUUUUGGCUACUUGCAAAAAAAGACCGGUAACGAUUUCACGCGGACGACUGAUGAAUCUCAGCGCCUUUCGACUGGCGAUCGAUCGUUUUUUUGGAAAAUUAACCCAACAAUAGUAAUUUUAAUAUUGAAGUUGCAAACGCAUAAUUAAUUAUGUCACGAUGAUGAUUCCUUUCUAGUCGUCCGCGUUGAGUGAGCGUCACAUCAAAAUUGUACGACGACGACCACAUAUUCACUCAUACACAGUUUUAUAAAAAAAAAAUGCUUGAGAAUUCCGUUUUGAAAUAAAGGAAACCUGAUAUGCGAUGAGAACGUUAUCUGCCACAUACGUCCACGUUUCACUUUACACUCGUCGCGGUGAUAUAACUUGCGUUUUAAGCACGCUCUUAACGUUUAAGCAAAGGUAAAAAAUAAAAAAAUUGUCUUUAAGCUUUAAGUAAUUCGAGAUGGGAAAAACAAUGAAUCACAAGUCACGUCGACGCUACAAAUGAAAUGAGAAAGCGGUCUUUCCGCUUGUAUUCGUCGAGACUGAUAUAAACUGUGGAGGUAAACAAAGUUACUUGUAGAGUAACGGCAAGCAUUGUAAAAAUGACGAACACCUGUGAUACAAUGUGCGACUGCGAUUAUUCAUUGAUGUGUUGGUUGAAGGGAUGGAUGUACGGAAAUUGCUGGCCUGGAAAUUUAAUUCUCGCUGUAGUUUAUUUUUUCACAACGCCAUUCUUAAAUCCAUUUGAAAAGUCGCACGUUUUCUAAAAGUAACGUCUAAAAAGACUUUUUUUAUUUUUACUUUGAGCUUUCACGCACUUUUUCCGUUACUCGACAAUAAUAUCUAUUUCCGUCCGCCUCAAGCAUUACGUUAUCUUUCAACCCUCUUCUCUCCGCCCUCCCCUAAGAUAUUGAAAAGUGAUUGGACACAUAGGGCAAAGCAUACUUAAACGCAGUCGCGCACGUUCCAGGCGUGUCGGCUAAAAGUCAAGAUCGAGGCUUUUCGAUAUUACACGUUUUCCGACGGUGUGGCUUGAUGUUUUAUUUUCACGCGUGUACUCGAUCGCAAAGAACUUCAUCCAUUGGUUCGUUUUCAAAUCGAGUCGAUCUUCCUUUAACAAACAUUCACGCAUGACUUUUCAACCGGUAGCUUUGCAAUGUUCGGUCGACCAUGAAUAUUCUUGAUUUUCACGUAGAAGCAAACGUUCGUGCACGAAAUAGCAGCUUGAAACAAUAAUUCGAGUGCACGCGUUGCGAAGUACGACAUGGCCAACCGUUGGGAAAAUCCUCGAUCUUAAAAUUGUAUCGCAGGUGCGAGAACGAGCAUCUGUCGGAGAGCCGCGUUGAAAAAUUAUUUUGCUUCGCGCGAGAAAUCUCUCCUCCGAUGACUCUUCCUCUCCACCCCCCACGCGAAACAGAAGAAACAAGUUCGAGAACUCUCUUACGACACUCUUGACAUUUUUAUUCGUUUCUCCACGUUUUUGUGUUUCACUCCCUUGAUUUAUUUCAUUCAAAGAAAACCUGUAUAUACACUUUCCUCGCGCGAAGAUUAAUCGCGUUUCGGGGAAGUCUGGCGGAAAAGGGGAAAGUACUAAUCGCCGGGACAUCCACUCUGCUGCCUUCCGUUUUUUCUUUCGCCGGCUCGGACAACGGGAAUUCUCUCUGGCUCAGCGUUCACGGAGCCGGAUAUCGACUCGUUUAUGCGCGCGCUGCUUUUUGCCAAUUGAAUUUCGACGACUCGGCGAUUCCUCUCUCGCUCUACGGACUCGGCUACAAGUUUUGUUUGCUGAAACAACUUCCGAGGUCGUUGCUUCGCGGGUCGACGUGUCUCGUAACGGUAAGCAUUUUUAUCCAAGUGUCGAAUUACAAUUGUCGUCACAAACUUUAUUUUGUUUGAAAACUUAAUUCUUAUUAUUCAAUUACCGAUCGGUUAUCGCCAAGCUCUAUCUCUCUUUAUUCUUGGGCGCGAAAUUCAAUUAAAAGUUUGAAUCUCACUUGAAAUGGAACUUCGCAUCUAGUUGAUGGCCGUGAAAAAUUGUCCCACAGUUGUGUAUUAUCGGAGCAGCCGCACAGACGAGGUAACGGUUAAUUGAAUCGCCGACAAAAGAAUAAAGACAGCAGUACAUCACUCAUUAAUAAUUCGUCCCAUUCCUGUCCCCGACAUACACUAUCAUAUUAUUUUCUUCUCACAGCGCAUGAUUAUUCGUCGCGUCUUGUUACGUAUUAUUUAUUUGUGAGUGGUCCAGUGGGUACACUCGUCAUGUUUCACCUACAAACACACGCACACACUUACACGCCCGCAUAUUCACCGAGCAGAUGUGCUUUCGAUUUCGGAAGAUUCGAAGAAAAAUUUUUUGUACAGCGGCGUAAUUCGGAAUUAAGACUGAUAUAUUGUAAAUUUUCUGCGUGAAAGAAAAAAAGGAGACUUUUUGUACAAAAGGAAAAAAAAAGGGUAAAUGAAAAAUAAAAUUUUUCGGCGAGCGGACAAAAUUGUUGAAAAACAAAGAAAACUAAAGUUGGAUCUCUCGCAUCCAAGGCAUAUCGACUCUUUUUACCUUUUCUUUCAUUUUUAUAUCGAUCAAGCUUAUUUUACUUGUUUGGAGAGACACCUUUUGUAAGUGCUUUUAUUUUCUAUUGUCAAAAGAAAAUAGCGAGAAAAUUCUGUCUGACGAGCAAAAAGCGAUAAAGAAGAAUAGAAAAUAAAACGAAAAAAAAUUAAAAAUAAUUGAACAUAAAGGAAGAAAAGAAACACAACAUUUCAUGGUAUUCACUAUUCAUUACUAUUCAUUGUAAAACUUUGCAAUAGAUAUAUCGGUCCUAUGUAAGCGUUUACGUUUGUUUUUUUAUACCUAAUGACUAUUCUGAAUGAAAAAGGAAAAUAAUAAACAACCACAUUUU